CACAGACUGCCACCAUCUCGCCUUUCAAUCUUAAAUCAAAAACUCUGCUUGGCAUCGAUUCCAUAUAAAUGUGGACUGCCCAACCUUCCAGCAGACUCAAAUAAAGGAUUCAAUAAUACCUUUGGGACACCGAGCAAGAACGAACAGUAUCCCUGAAACGUCGGCAGCAUCAAAGGAAGGAUAUGAAAAGUAUAUCGAAUUUACAACGAGUGGAUGGUAUAAAUGAUAUUGACCAAAGGGCUUCACUCCUGAGUUGCGAAAAGUGCCGGCCUCCAUGAUCCCUCCCAGUAUCAAAUUCAGUCGACCUCUAACCACAGUUAACGCCGUAACGCUCGUGGCGUUAGCUUCUUUCUUCUUCUCAGUUCUCUACUACGCCCUAUCACCUUCCCCCCUUCUGCCUUUCGACACCCUUAGCUCUUAUAAUGCUGAAUCAAAUAAACCCAAUGACGCACCUCGCGAAGCGUAUGUGACUUUUCUGUCCAACGAAGACCCAUAUUACUUUCAAUCUGCCCGACUUCUUGUGUACGCUCUCCAGCACGAUCCUCUGACAGCCGACCCAUCACGACCUGUCAUUGUCUUAACCACACCUGGUGUACCAGCCUCAUACUCUCGAAAACUUGAAGCGGAAGGGGCCAUUGUGAUUGAGAAACCUUUCAUAACGUCUCUGCCUAUGGUGCAGACGAACCCCCGCUGGAAAGACGUUUACACAAAACUAUGGAUCUUCAACAUGACUUCCUACGAUAGAUUGGUCUAUUAUGACGCAGAUCACCUCGUCCUUCGUCCAGUCGACUCUAUCUGGGAAGCUGAAAACAGCUGGCCUGAGAGCGGUCUGGCUGCUCUAGGAAGCGGUGAUGGAGGCUAUGUCGAGGACUCGGAUUACUUUUUAGCAGGAUUCUUCCUCGCCAUUCCCAAAGAGGAGAUUAUGGAGGGACUGUUAGCUGAAAGAGGCUAUGAUCCAGUCUUUCCUGAGCAAAACCUCAUGAACAAGUACUUCAGCAGGGAUGGACUUAGGCCAUGGGCUCCUUUGAAUCCUAUUCAUGAACGCAUCUCGCCAAAGUAUGAACAUGUCGAGCAAGGUGCUCACACAAUUCAUGAAAAAUGCUGGCAAGGAUGGGUCGAAAGGAGGCUCGCAGAACUCUUCUAUGAACGCCUCGGUCGCAUGGAAGGAUACUGGCUAGCCAAAGAAUCCAGUGGGACAAUUCCGACUCCUGAUCCUCGUGGCUGAUUAUCCUCCGUUCAUACGCUGGCAUUAAACUUCAUAAUAAUGCAUGAAGUACGGUGAUAGUAUGUUACAGAACGUGGUUCGCGUACACAGUAUUGUUACUUGUAAAUAUAAAAUUGUCC
Messenger RNA from Cryptococcus deneoformans JEC21, 1344 nucleotides. RefSeq lists its product as hypothetical. Gene Ontology annotation, biological process: protein N-linked glycosylation. Gene Ontology annotation, molecular function: glycosyltransferase activity. The record is from RefSeq and is a predicted model, not a curated record. Lineage: Eukaryota; Fungi; Basidiomycota; Tremellomycetes; Tremellales; Cryptococcaceae. The transcript is spliced from 4 exons. The coding region runs from base 275 to 1225 and encodes 316 amino acids.